Messenger RNA from Laetiporus sulphureus 93-53, 1397 nucleotides. RefSeq names its product endopeptidase. Gene Ontology annotation, cellular component: fungal-type vacuole. Bases 22 to 1263 code for a protein of 413 amino acids. The record is from RefSeq and is a predicted model, not a curated record. Lineage: Eukaryota; Fungi; Basidiomycota; Agaricomycetes; Polyporales; Laetiporaceae. The transcript is spliced from 7 exons. Gene Ontology annotation, molecular function: aspartic-type endopeptidase activity. Gene Ontology annotation, biological process: proteolysis.
CCUUUCACGACUCCCACCACCAUGUUGUUCAAGGCUGUACCCCUCCUCCUUUUGCCCAUUGUCGCCGCCGCCAACGGAAUCCACAAGCUCAAGCUCACCAAGGUUCCUCGCACGACUCACAAUCCUACUCUUGAGUCGGCGUAUCUUGCCGAGAAAUAUGGCGGUCAGCCCCAGCUGCCCCUCAUGGGCGCCGGCGGUUUUGGUCGCAACGUGCGUCUCGCACGGCCGACGCGACAAGAUGGAGAGGAGCUGUUCUGGACACAGGAGGAGUUGCUCAAUGGCGGCCACAGCGUCCCUCUCAGCAACUAUCUGAACGCGCAGUACUUUGCUGAGAUUGAGCUGGGUACUCCGGCACAGUCGUUUAAGGUUAUUCUUGACACCGGUUCGAGCAAUCUAUGGGUACCAAGCACCAAGUGCACUUCCAUUGCCUGCUUCCUCCAUGCCAAGUACGACUCCAGCUCCUCAGGGUCGUACAAGGCGAAUGGAUCCGAUUUCUCAAUUCAAUAUGGCUCCGGCUCCAUGGAGGGUUUCGUCUCCCAGGAUACCUUGACGAUUGGUGAUAUCGCUAUCAAGCAUCAGGACUUCGCUGAGGCUACCAAGGAGCCUGGCCUUGCGUUCGCCUUCGGCAAGUUUGAUGGUAUCCUGGGCCUCGCGUACGACACUAUCUCUGUCAACCACAUCACGCCUCCCUUCUACAACAUGAUCAAUGAGAAGCUUAUCUCCGAGUCUGUCUUUUCCUUCCGCCUUGGCUCGUCUGAGGAGGAUGGUGGUGAGGCUGUGUUCGGCGGUGUUGACGAGACUGCAUAUACCGGCUCGAUUGACUAUGUCCCUGUUCGCCGAAAGGCUUACUGGGAAGUUGAACUGGAGAAGAUUGCACUUGGCGACGAUGAGCUGGUGCUUGAGAACACUGGUGCUGCCAUUGACACUGGUACCUCCUUGAUUGCUCUGCCCACUGACAUGGCUGAGAUGCUCAAUACGCAAAUCGGGGCAACCAAGUCGUGGAACGGACAAUACACGGUGGAUUGCUCCAAGGUGCCUGACCUCCCGGAUCUGACCUUCACCUUCAACGGCAACUCGUACCCGCUGAAGGGCACAGACUAUAUCUUGGAGGUGUCCGGAACUUGUAUGUCCGCAUUCACGGGCAUGGACAUCCAGAUGCCCGGUGGUGGAUCGCUCUGGAUUGUCGGCGACGUCUUCCUCAGGCGAUACUAUACAGUGUAUGACCUCGGCAGGAACGCAGUUGGUUUCGCCAAGUCUGUCUGAGUUGCAAACUAAGGUUGUAGGAGCGUUUAGUUGUGAUGGACGUUCUACGGGGUCUCCGAUUUCUCUUGCACGACUGGUCAGAAUGUGUCCUUGUUGUAGUAUAGCUUUGCAUCGAAGUCUAUUCUGUAAUUGCA